GGCGUUAUCCACUCUUUCUUGAGUUGCAACCAAUACAAUUUGCAGUAAGCCUGUGAUAGCCGAACCCCAGCAUCCCCCCGCCAUUUCAAACAUCUAUCAAUUUUGAUUCAUAUCUUUCACGCUUUCACUCCAGGAUGGCGUCAAUUGCCAAAAACGAACUAAGAACAAUUCAAUUCACUUCAAUUCAAUUCACUAGCAAACUCAUGAUAUUCUCUCGACCUCCCUCCCUCCAAUCAUAAUGUUUGCAAUCCUCCAAAAUGGAUCCUGCAAGCCAAGAGCCAUCACACACUUUGAAUGAAGCUCAGGAUCAUGCUAGACCCUUGAAUCUUCAGAUGUUAAAAGCUCAAUAGCUAAAACUUAGUUGUCUUGACGUCUAAGCAUUCGCACUAAUAUAAUAAUUGACGACUGCAUCGACCGUCCUUCCUCUAAUUCUUCGGCCUUUCGAGGUUUGGUUUCGUUCAUCGACACUGUUCCUGGAUAACGACCAUAUCAUUUUCGGACCGCCAUCAUGGCGACUCUCACUUCGUCGAUUGCGACUGCCGUCACAGCAGCCAGUAGUUCUGCCAGCGCCACUUCUACACAUCGCGCCGCCCCGCAGGGUGGGAUUCUAGAGGGAGGCAAUCCUACUGUCUACAGUGCUUCAAAUCCCAUUGUUCUGUUCAUCAUUCAGGCCGGCAUCAUCAUUAUCUUCUGUCGCCUUCUUCAUUACCCUUUGUCUAAACUUCGACAGCCUCGAGUCAUUGCAGAAGUAAUAGGUGGAAUCAUUUUGGGUCCUUCAGUCAUGAUGCGCAUCCCUGGGUUUCAGGAAACUAUCUUCCCCGUUGCCUCGAUGCCAGUUUUGAAUAUGGCCGCCAAUCUCGGAUUGAUACUUUUUCUUUUCCUUGUUGGUCUAGAAGUUAAUAUGCGACUGUUCCUUGGCAACUGGAGAGUAGCCCUGAGUGUAGGAUUGGCCGGAAUGAUAUUGCCUUUCGGCUUGGGUUGCGCUGUUGCUUAUGGUCUGUAUAACGAAUUUCGAAAUGAUCCGGGGACUGUGCAUAUCUCAUUCCCGGUCUAUAUGCUAUUUGUCGGCACAGCUCUUGCGAUCACAGCUUUCCCUGUCCUAUGCAGAAUCCUUACGGAGUUGAACCUCCUCUCUACACCUGUAGGAGUUACAGUUCUCGCUGCUGGAGUUGGUAAUGAUGUGACAGGGUGGAUUCUUUUGGCCCUCUGUGUUGCAUUAGUCAAUAACGGAUCGGGACUCGCAGCUUUAUGGGUAUUGCUCGUUUGUGUUGGCUGGUGUCUUUUCUUAGUGUAUGCUGUUCGUCCUGUGUUCAGGUAUAUCCUUCGCCGCAACGGAAGUCUCGAAAAUGGCCCCUCUCAGGGAAUGGUUGCUCUCACAAUACUAAUCGUUCUGACAUCGUCUUGGUUUACUGCCAUCAUUGGAGUUCACGCUAUUUUUGGAGCUUUCCUCGCUGGACUCAUUUGUCCCCAUGAAGGUGGUUUUGCUAUUCAUCUCACAGAAAAGAUCGAGGAUCUAGUCGCAGUGCUGCUUCUACCACUUUAUUUCGCCUUGUCGGGAUUGAGCACCAAUCUUGGUCUUCUAAACGAUGGAAUUACAUGGGCUUAUGUUAUCGCAAUCAUUGUUGUUGCAUUCUCAGGCAAAAUAAUUGGAGGUACGCUUGCGGCCAAGGCUUGUAGGCUUGUUUGGCGUGAAAGUCUCAGUAUUGGAGUUUUGAUGAGUUGUAAAGGUCUCGUUGAAUUAAUUGUCCUUAAUAUUGGUUUGCAAGCCAAAAUUUUGUCAACAAGGACUUUCACCAUAUUUGUUGUGAUGGCACUUGUCACUACCGUUGCCACAACGCCGUUAACAACCGCACUAUAUCCACCUUGGUACCAAAAGAAACUUGAGGCCUGGAAGAAAGGAGAAAUCGAUUGGGAAGGUAACAGACUUCAUCCUGAGGGUGACGACUAUACCCCGGACCGUUCAUUGGAAAAGCUAGAAUCCACUCAAGUCCGACGACUUCUUGUCUACCUCAGACUUGAUAGUCUUCCUAGCUUGUUCACUUUCAUUGCACUUUUGGGCGGAGAUAAUACGAGUACGGUUACGAAAGUUCACAGAACAAAGGCCGAAUUGGAAACCGUGGAUGAGGAUGGUACUCCUUCAUCAUUGACUCCCAAGAAACUUCCACUUGAGGUUCAUGGCGUUCGCUUGCUGGAACUCACUGACCGUACAUCUUCAGUCAUGGCCGAAGUGGAUGAAUACACACACCGUGAUCCAGUCGUUAAUGCUUUCCGCACUUUUGCUCAAUUAAAUAACGUCGCCGUCUCAGGUGGGGUUUCUGUCGUUCCUGAGUCGGAUUAUGCCGAGGCUUUGGCCACACAAGCAGCAGACAACUUUUCAGAUCUAGUUCUCAUCCCUUGGACCGAACCUAGUAUUCUACCAGUCAACGAAAUCCAUCAUGAUUCAUUCUCAAGCGGUCUCCAAGAUAUUUUCAUCCAGAAGACGCUUGAUAUUGCUAAUUGCAAUAUUGCUAUUUUCAUCAAUCGCGGCUUUGGCGGACCAACCCUGAGGGAGCCUCGCAAUCUCUCAUCAAGUGCUAGUCGACUCAGUCUUCGCAGUAGUCAACGUGCGGAUAUAGUUGCUCCUAUCGCAGAUCGCAGUCACCAUGUUUAUUUCCCUUUUUUCGGUGGCGCUGAUGAUCGUGUUGCUCUUCGUUUUGUUCUUCAACUUGCACAAAACAGCAACAUCACCGCAACCAUCAUUCAUUUUAUCACUCCCAUUCAUAAUCCCAAGACUCAUGAAGUGAAGCAUAGCUCUCGUCCAGCCACUGCUACCGGUUCUCAACAUGGUGGUAGUUCUGGUUCGGCGUUGCGUAUCACGGAGCGUGUUGAUACUGAGGACCUUUACAAUGCAGCUGCGUCCGACACCGCUCUUCUACACACAUUACGAGACUCCCUACCUCAAGCAUUAAUGAAUAGAGUAGUUUUUGUCGAUGUUAAGACUACAACUCCAUUGACCGAUUGUUUGCAUCACGCAAAGGUGGAAUUGGGUCAAAGUCCUCGAAAUGCAGGAGAUUUGAUCGUUGCAGGCAGAGGUAAAAGCUCACUUUCUAUGGCGUUAAUCAAUGAGGAAAGUGCCAGUGGGGAGAGUGGGAAGGAGAUGAGGAAGACCGUAGGAGUGACAGCGGAGACACUGAUUAGCAGUGGAGUAAGAGGAAGUGUUUUGGUCAUUCAAGCCGGAGGGCGAAGUCUGGAAAGUUGAAGAGUUCAUUGUGAGAGCCACAUACUUUGGAUAAUAUUCAAGUGGAGCUCAUGCUACUUCGAUGGGCCAGAUAUACAGUGGUGCUUUAGGUGUAUGUGGGAUUUCAGUACAGCAUAGGACUUGGUGUUUUUUGGGAUACGAUACCUUAUGAUACGAUAUGAUACGAUAUACGUGGUGAAUUUUCAUGUCUUACAUGCUGGAUAUACAUGUGGUGGUUUAUCAUAUUGACAAACCAGGAAGUCACAUAGGCGUUUUUUUUAAUAUCCAAAUUUGGAUCAAUGCGUCUGGUCCGGUUUAACAUUACCUUCAAUUUCUGAAUACGAUUUUUUGACUAACAAUUGACCCAUCUGAUACCA
Molecule: messenger RNA, 3594 nt
Organism: Botrytis cinerea B05.10
Lineage: Eukaryota; Fungi; Ascomycota; Leotiomycetes; Helotiales; Sclerotiniaceae
Gene: Bckha1
Product: Bckha1
Exons: 6
Coding region: 509-3238 (909 amino acids)
Biological process (GO): proton transmembrane transport
Cellular component (GO): membrane
Molecular function (GO): antiporter activity
Source: RefSeq, a predicted model, not a curated record